Gregarina niphandrodes is the source of this 3138-nucleotide messenger RNA. RefSeq lists its product as hypothetical. The coding region runs from base 1 to 3138 and encodes 1045 amino acids. The record is from RefSeq and is a predicted model, not a curated record. The transcript is spliced from 2 exons. Lineage: Eukaryota; Apicomplexa; Conoidasida; Eugregarinorida; Gregarinidae.
AUGUCUUCGGAGACAUGCUCCGAAGACCGCCUCAAGGUCAAGUCCAGGCGGUCGUCGUUGUUCGACAGUAGUCCUAGGCGCAAUAAUAAAAGAAGGUUGCAUUCCCGUCAUCGGUCAAGAAGUCGCGAGAAGACGCGGAAGGGCAGACAGGUCGUCUACAACAACGUGAUCAAGCUCUACAAUACCCCCAGUAGACAGCCAUUAGAAAUCAUUGACGAAUCUACAACAACCAAAACGCCCGAACAGUUUCCCUCCGCAGAAGACCCCACUUCUGCCAAAGCCAGCCGGGCCUCACCCUUGGUCGCGGCUGGCGCCUCCAUGACUGAUACCCCACAGUUCGGGGGGUCCUCGCCUCUCUCUCGGGCGAGACCCGCGCCUCUUUCCCACGACCGCAACGCGAUGCAAGCCAUUCAACACUACGCCCAACAACGUGCAAUGCCGGACCUCGAAAGCGCCUUAGCCAAUGGCCCCAACGGUGCUGGUGACCUUAACGGUGGUGGCCUUAACGGUGGUAACCUUGACGGUGGUAACCUUAACGGUGGUAACCCUAGCGGGGGUGGCCUUAACGGUGUUGGCCCUGCUGGAAGUGUGGCGGGUGUUUUUCCAGGCGAGGGAAGGUACACGGCCCCGGGAGAGACUACAGAGGGCCGUCGGUUCCCUGCGACGGUGUACCUACCGGGCCAACACCUCCGAAGCCACUCCGGACCCGUGAGGUUCCAUCCCGGCAUGGGUUCUACGGCUCCGGGUCUCAGGGCUGCUUUCGGGAUGAGCACCGUUCCGAGUGUGACCGCCUAUGACCGGGAGCAAGUGGAGGAGGAUUACCCGGGCGCCAUCCUUCGAACCUACGCACCGCCUACGCUCACGCCUGGCCCGGGGGCGCCACGGUCUACCAGUGUGUUCGUACCGUCGGCUACGGACACUGCUGCCAUGGGCAAUCACCACCAUGGCCCAGAAGGACCGGACCAGGGCAUUUUACGUGUUCACCCGAGCUUCGGAGAUUUGCCUUCGUCCGACCUUACUCCUGCCGACGUGGUGGCGUCUCCUGAGUUUCACCCGGCUGUUGGGCACCCGGUUGUCGGGCAACCGUCUGUUGGGCAAACGUCUGCUGGGCAACCGUCUGCUAGGCGCUCAGCUGAAAAGCCGCCAGCUGAAAAGCAGCCCGCUGGGAAGCAGCCGCACGAGAGACAGUCAGCCCCGAGUAGGAGCCACCACGUCAGCGGUUCUGCUCCAUCCGUUAGCACUGUACCGGCCUCUCUUAUGGCUAGUCUCCUGUCGUCUCACGCCAAUUCUUCCAAUUCACCUGCAAAGACGUCCAAUCUUCGCAAGCCUCCGAUCGUCCGGAUGGCGGCCAGCCAAGGACCGUUUACGCAAGCAACAGCUGAAAUGCGGAAUACAUACUCCAACCGGCAUCCGUUUGAGUCCUCCAAUUCCUUUGAUUCUUCCCACCCAUUCGACUGUUCCAACGUUUACCGAAUCGCCGGGAACGCACCGGUUGCAAAGACGCUGGACACGUCGAGCCGAAAGACAGAUGGACCCUUCGGGGUGUCGGCGACCGCGGCCCCCACGAUCCCGACCGCCUUCAAUUCUGUGAGUUCUUCGACUUUCAAUUCCUCCAAUUUCAGCUCAACCGACCCUUUAACUUACUCGAAAGACCCAAACUCGAAGCUGGUGUCCACGGGCGGGCCAGUGACCACCACGGGCGGGCCAGUGACCACCUCUUCCAGUCCCGCUCCUUCGGACGCAGCCAGAUCCUAUUCCCACACCACUCCUGCAGCGAUGCUGCCCGAGUCUGGUUCCCAAGUCUUCCGCAGCUCUGAUCCUGGCAUGUCCCAAAUUCGAGAUCCGAACAGAUCGACCCCAUUUAACCACAAGUACGUCGACCACAGGUACAUCGACCACAAGUAUGACGGCCCGAAGAAAAUUGACAUGACGACUGGUGGUGAUGGAUUCCUGAACUACCGAAGUAACCAGAGUUUUGUGCCGGAUCCCGAUAGGAGCAGGAGUGUCGUUCGGUCUUUUACUCCUUCUUUCGUUUCUAGGUCUAGCGACGCGGAGAAACUGAAGACGACUGACCCAAACUUCUUUGCAGACAAUAAGAUGCCUGGAGAGGCAGGACAGGGAACUGAACUGUGGGGGGAUGAUGGCAUGAGGGGACACUCACGAAGUGUAACAUUGACGACGCCUGGGUCGAUCGAGUUUGGUCAAUCUAAUGCCUCGUUUCCGAGUGGCUCGCUAUCGAGUGCGUCAAUGACAAAUUCAUCGUUUCCAGGUGCUCCAUAUCCAACCGGGACGUUUCCCAUGUCUUCCACGUCCUUGUUAAGGGCGGGUGGAGAGCAGAACCAUUUACAGAAUUUACUCGGUAGUGAUGACCGGCGGGCGAAGGGCGAAGACGCCUCGAGCAAGAUUUCUCAGGAGUGGCGAGGUGACCAACCCCCGAAAGCCAACUACCAUUUCCGAGCGGCCACACUAGCGCCGCCGACCUUCAGUUUUGGUGCAGCCGUCACGGGAAGGCCUCAGGGCGGUUCGCUGAGAUCUGCCGUAACGGCCAUACCACCAGAUCUUCAACGAUUCUCCUCUGGUCUCGCUUUAGGCUCUUAUCCGGGUCUCAAGGGAAAGGAUCACACCGGUCGUCCAGACGGCAUUGGAGAGGGCGUGCUCAAAAGCAGUACAGAGGGCUACAGACUGCAGCCUGAUAGGCUGCAACCGGGCAGCGGCAGCUCGACAUUAAGUAACCCCCUUGUGCCAGUCAGUUCUGUCUCCGCUAGUUCUGUCGCCGUUAGUUCUAGUUCUGCUACCGCUAGCUCUACCCCUGUUAUUUCAGCCCCCGUUAGUUCAGUCCCAGUAAGUUCAGUAUCCGGCAACUCCUUCGGAGCACCAGCUAGAGAAGGAAACCACCCCGCACCGUUUAGGUCCGCCACGUUGCCUGAAACCGAUCACGAGAGCAUCUUUACCGUUCCUUGGAAGCCGCUGCUGGUUAAUCCGUUAGGUGCAACAGACUGGAUUAAGAGCGUAAAGCAGCCGAACGUCGUUAAGUUGGAAGGCGUAGACAUUGCGCUGCGGGAACGCAGGAGACAGAAGAACGAAAGCGAGUUUUACGAGCAGACCAAGACCACCACGAGACACAUAAUACGAGGUUAA